CACGUUUGCGGCGAGUAGAAUAAUAACACAUUUUAUGGCCCUUAAUGAACUAAAACAAUCACAACUGAAUUUCAUGGACCUGAAACGAAUAUGAGAUUUUCAAUCGAGCCGGGACCCGGAGAUUCUGGAUUUGUCCAGUGGCACUCGGCGAUGAGAAUGGUGGCGCACUUGUCCGAGGGCAUUCCUCCCGAAUUUAGGCGGAAGUUAUGGAUGAAUCUUGCCGACAGGCACUUGCAGUCGAAAAACGUGAAUUGGAUAAAAGUGGAAAGGGAGUGCUUUAGUGAGUGGUCGCAUCCUGCGGAUGCCGAAUUGGGUGUACAGAUCGUGAAAGAUUUGCAUAGGACCGGCUGUAGUUUGUUCUGCGGCGAAGACGGGCAGGAGAAUCAGGCCCUUUUAAAAAGGGUGCUGCUUGCGUACGCGCGGUGGAAUAAAGCGGUGGGGUAUUGUCAGGGGUUUAAUAUGUUGGCCGCUUUGAUACUGCAGGUAACCGAAAAAUGUGAAACGGAUGCCUUAAAGUUGAUGAUAUUUUUGAUAGAAGGGGUUCUUCCCGAGUCCUACUUUGCCGAUAGUUUACGAGGUCUUUCAGUUGACAUGGCCGUUUUUCGAGAGUUACUAAAGACACGCCUGCCUAGGCUCUCUAGGCAUCUGGACGCGUUACAAACUGCGGCAAAGGACGGAACGACUAGUUACGAACCUCCUCUCACUAACGUUUUCACAAUGCAAUGGUUUUUAACAUUAUUCUGCAAUUGUCUUCCUCAACCAACAGUACUGAGAGUGUGGGAUUUGAUUUUGUUGGAAGGGAACGAGAUCUUGUUACGUACAGCUUUGGGAAUUUGGCAGGUUUUGGCAGAAAGAAUACUAUCCGUUCGGAGCGCUGACGAAUUCUACUGCAUUAUGGGGGUGCUAACGCGGGAAUUGUUAGAAUUCGGUAUAAUCGACGCCAACUCGCUGGUCAAAGCUAUCGUACAAAUAGGUCCACUAACGGAACUUCCGGCCUUGCGAGAGAAAUACUUUUAUAACAUUAACCCAUGGAGCGCUAAUGUGUCAUCAAACGUGGAGGCGGAGAUGCGAAAUCGUCAACUGAAAUUGUACGGUCGCGAAAGGCUCGCUCUCGACAUCGGCGCGUUGAAGAAACAGUAUUCGAAGUUAAAACAACGCCAAAGACAGGCCCAUAUUAUAUUUAGUGCAGCUGUAGCUCGACAACCUUCUUCUUCGUCACCAGUGGUUGCAAUGAACCACUUGCUCCUAGGCAAGAGCGCAUUGAUAACAUCUAAACGUUUGGGCCCGCCGAAAGGUGCCAUACCUCCGUCUCGUCAGGCUCAGCCAUCCACUCUACUUUGGAAGGACGCCCCACGCCAAUCAUCAAGUUCAUCGUCUUCAGAUACGGAGUUGUGCGACGACCCCGAGAAUCACGACGAAAAUUCCACCACACCACUUUCAAAAUCGCCGUUAGAUAGCCAAUGUGUAGACGACAAUCGUAUAGAGUCUUUUAGUGAUAACCUAGAUCUUAUGAAAUUUGACAAUACAAAGGAUGAAAGCGUAUUGUCAAGUGACUGUGAACAUAGUAUUAAACCCACGUCGGAUUUUGAUACGGAGGAAAUUGUUAACGUUAGUGAAGUGGACAAUAACAAUACAAAUGUAAUAAUUAGUGAUAUUUUUGAUACACAAGAAAGUACAAAUGAGGGAGUGUUAUUUGACUUUGGUAGGUACGGCUUACCUUCAGACUCUGACGACGACAGCUUUGAGUUUGAAAAGUUUUUAGAAAAUCGCGUUCGUUGCCUUAAACAUCCAAGUGUGGACGAGGAGAGCGUCGCAAGUAGUUCCGAAGAUCCGUCGGAAUUUAAAACUGGAAAAAAGAGCCAGAGGGCGUUAGAAAUAAUUCAAGAGAAUUCUUUAAUAUUGCACCGCAUUUUGCAAUGUCAAAGCCGUUUGACACCUUCACCGCCCGCAUCGAAUGAGGAUACGUCUGAGAACAGCACGGUUGCGUCGAUUCACUUGGACAGUGACAUAUCGUACAGUGCCGAUACGGAAACUUUGGAAGACGUAAAACCCCAGUUUCGUUGUCCCGAUAUAUACGGCAACGAUAAUGCCGAGAAAUCAAUAAUGCAGUCUAGUUACGAAACGGAUAGGAUAAUGUAUUCACCCACGGCAAGUCAUGGUGACCCAAUUGAUCGUGAAAUCCAAUUCGAAUCUGCAUUAAGGAAUUCGAUUCCAUCUGCAUCUACACAAUACGAAGAGGAAUUAAGAUAUAAAUACAAAGAUUUCUCGUAUAGACCUGAAGUAAGAAAUGAAACGGUAUUGGAAAAUGAAAUCGCAAAUAUCUAUAGCCCGGACGAAAUUGAAGUACGGCCAAAGUUUAGUAGCAUACUAGAUUCGGAAUAUACGAGAAAUUUAGAGGAGAAAUAUGAAAAUUUGAUCGUGAAGUCCAGUCGACCAACAUUUCUGGAGGUUACUGCAAGCUUAAGUUCCAGUUGUGGUGCGAGUAAGUAUUCGACCAGUCCCAUAAACAUCGCAGGUUCGAAUAGCUCGAUUAAUAAAAGAUCACCCGAUGGAAGUCUGCGGAAGUCUCCGGUCGACGGUUCAAAUCUCGCGCGCUCACCGAAUUCGGGCAGAAUUUAUAAUCCAUUUCCAAUUAAUAUUAGCUCAAGGCAGAGUAAAGACGUUCCCUUUCGUUUAGGUUUGUACAAGAAGUCAUGAGGAUUGUAAUAAUGUUGCGCUUUUCUAAUAUAACCAUGAUGAAGACUGCAUUUGUUAUCUUUAUUAUUGGAAGAGAAUACGUAAUUUUUUAAGGCAAUUAUGUUAAGAAUCGUUGUAAUUGCAAAGGCCACUGUAAAAUGAACCGAUUCCAGUUUUGGUGUUUACUGCUGCAGAAAAUUGUUGGUGAAGUUCCUAUAAUCAUUUUUCUUGGCGACUUGUUUGCCAAGCUGUUACAGUUAAAUACGAAUUAGUAAAGCCUCGCCAGAUUUUCUGCACUUGUUGAUCAUUUUGUGCUGUGCCACAUCCGUUCUAAAAUUCUAGAAGAAAGAAAUGCAAAUAAUAUAUAUUUCUUUAAUAACUUGUUAACAAAGUACGUUAAUUCAAUAAAUACUGUUUUCUUGAU
Messenger RNA from Photinus pyralis (common eastern firefly), 3100 nucleotides. RefSeq lists its product as uncharacterized. Lineage: Eukaryota; Metazoa; Arthropoda; Insecta; Coleoptera; Lampyridae. Gene Ontology annotation, cellular component: endoplasmic reticulum. Bases 91 to 2697 code for a protein of 868 amino acids. The record is from RefSeq and is a predicted model, not a curated record. The transcript is spliced from 4 exons.